AUGUCCUAUGCUAAUGGUGAAACUGGUGGACACCCAAGGCAUCACUUGUCCAAGCGUGUCAGUCCUCAGGUGGGAAAGCUAAACGGGCCCCCAAAGGCUUCAAAUCGGCUAGAAAUGAGGACCAACUUCAACAAUAUGGAGUAUUCUUCUGUGGCUCCUAAUCCAGAUUCACUGGUGACAAACGGAUCGAAGGUUCUUCCAGAUACUGAAGAGGACAAUUCACCGGAUUCUGCUUUCCAAAUAAAUAGCGAAUCUAUCAGACGCCAUGAGGUUCAGCAAACCUACGCUCCUAAAUGUUUUUAUGGCCCACGUUUAACAAAAACUAGCAUGCAAGGAGACGUGUACAAUUUCUUGGAGAGGCCUACAGGAUGGAAAUGUUUCAUUUACCAUUUUACCGUAUUUCUGCUGGUGCUGGUUUGUUUAAUUUUCAGUGUUCUGUCUACUAUAGAACAUUAUGCAGAAUUUGCCACCGGAACGCUUUUUUGGAUGGAAAUAGUCUUGGUGGUGUUUUUUGGUGCUGAAUAUGUGGUGAGGCUCUGGUCUGCAGGUUGCAGAAGCAAAUAUGUUGGUAUCAAAGGACGAAUGCGUUUUGCCAGGAAGCCAAUAUCGAUAAUAGAUCUCAUAGUUGUGAUAGCUUCCAUUAUUGUUCUGAGCGUGGGAUCAAAUGGACAGGUGUUUGCUACCUCUGCAAUAAGGGGAAUCCGGUUUCUGCAGAUCCUUCGCAUGCUUCAUGUAGACCGACAAGGUGGGACUUGGAGACUCUUGGGGUCUGUGGUAUUCAUACAUCGUCAGGAACUCAUAACUACCCUGUACAUUGGAUUCUUGGGCCUAAUCUUCUCAUCGUAUUUUGUCUACCUUGCUGAGAAAGAUGCUGUGGAUGAAAAGGGACAAACUGGGUUCUCCAGCUAUGCUGAUGCUCUGUGGUGGGGAGUGGUGACUGUGACAACAAUUGGCUACGGGGAUAAAGUGCCACAGACAUGGAUCGGCAAGACAAUCGCCUCCUGUUUCUCUGUGUUUGCAAUCUCAUUCUUUGCUCUGCCUGCAGGGAUUCUGGGAUCAGGAUUCGCCCUUAAAGUCCAACAGAAACAGCGCCAGAAACAUUUCAACCGGCAGAUUCCUGCAGCGGCAUCUCUAAUUCAGACUUUGUGGAGGAGCUACGCAGCAGAGAAACCUCAGGGCUGCCUGGCCACCUGGAAGAUCUAUAUUACGCCAACUCAGAACUCAAAGAAAACAGCAUCACCGCCCAGCCCAAAUCUCCGAAAACAGAGUAAAAGAUAUAAAAGGAAAGGGAAAUCCGGGCGUGAUAAUGGUUUGACAUCUAUAAAUCCAGGGGACACGGCAUUAUCCGUUCCUCAGAUUACUUACGACUUCAUUGAUGAUCAAGAAGACAAGAAAGAAUUGAAUUUCUACCUUGAUGAACCUGGAGUCAAGAAACAUUUGGAAGGCAACAGUGGUGGGAUGUCGAGAGCCAGCAGCUUCACUGAAGAUGUGGACCUGACAGCUGAAGAGGCCCUUCUGCCUGCUGUAACAGAUGUCUCACAGUUAACAGAAACCCAUCGUGCGGCUGUCAAGGUCAUAAGGAGGAUGCAGUAUUUUGUAGCUCGAAGGAAAUUUCAGCAAGCUCGGAAGCCUUAUGAUGUCCGUGACGUCAUUGAACAAUACUCUCAAGGACACCUCAAUAUGAUGGUUAGGAUAAAAGAACUCCAAAGAAGGCUGGAUCAUUCCCUCGGAAAGCCUGGCCUGUUUCUUCCAGAAAAGGGGAUAGACAAAGGCUAUUACACAAUGGGAGCCAGACUGAUUAGACUGGAGGAUAAGGUCACCCAGAUUGACCAAAAAUUACGUGACAUCUUGGAUGCUCUUCAGAGUCAGCUUGGGAAGCAGUCACUGGUUCCGGCUUCCUCUUCCUCCAAGUGA
This is a messenger RNA of Pantherophis guttatus, 1914 nucleotides long. The record is from RefSeq and is a predicted model, not a curated record. NCBI's taxonomy places the organism in Eukaryota, Metazoa, Chordata, Lepidosauria, Squamata, Colubridae.